This is a messenger RNA of Salmo salar (Atlantic salmon), 1407 nucleotides long. Its product is annotated as SLAM family member 5. NCBI's taxonomy places the organism in Eukaryota, Metazoa, Chordata, Actinopteri, Salmoniformes, Salmonidae. Gene Ontology annotation, cellular component: membrane. The record is from RefSeq and is a predicted model, not a curated record.
UAAACAUUGGUCCAAACAGUUUCAACUAAAACAGCAGUUUCUAUUGGAUAUAUUCAGUUAUAUCCGUCCCCGUUCUGUUUCCUUCUUUUUAAGAAACGUUUUGCAACAGAAUCGUCUUAAUGAAUACAUCACAGAGAGCUGCUGGUCUGGUUGAGUCUAUUCUCUCCUCUGUACCAGGACAAGAUCACAUCUUUCCAGUUCUUCACAACACACACCACUGAACAGCUGAAGAUUUAGAGGAAUGAACCAUUUGUUCGGAUGGAGAAGGCUUGCCAGACUGACGUUCAUGCUGCUAUAUUUUGUCAUUAAUGUACUCUGUGCUUCUCAGCAAACAGACCAGUCUGAGACUCAGCGGGUGAAAGGCAUCGUGGGACAGUCUUUCUCUUUUCCAGAGAGGGUGAUCAAGUCUGGCAAUUUACUUUAUGGAGACCUUGGCAGUAUUGCAAAUGUGUACCCUGGUAAACAAGGCAAAAUCACAAUGGAGAAGAGAUUUGAAAACCGCCUCCACUUGAACAAUGUUACAAGAUACUUCACUCUGUCAGAACUUCAGAUAGACGAUGCUGGGGUUUAUACUGUGGAGAAUACAGAUGAAGGAAAAAAAACAAAAAUUCAGCUCACUGUAUACAAUGUUGUUUCCAAACCUCAGUUGAGAGAGUGUGACAGCAGCUCCUGUAGUGUUGUGUGUUCUGUGGAAAACGAUAAAGAGGUGACCUUGACCUUGUACAGGGGAGAAGAAAUACUAAACCAGACCAGCAGUCCUGAACUCACCACCGAUCUAUCUCUCCGUUUGGAGGUAGAGGGAAAGAACUACAACUCCACCUACAGCUGUGUGGCUGCUAACCCUGUCAGCAAUGAGACAGUUCAUGUCCCAAAAUGUUGCAGCGAAGAUGGUCAUCCUAAUGAUGCAGACAGUGAUGAGAUGACUGGGGGUUUGUUUAUUAUUGCUGCGAUCUGCGUUUUGGUUGCCUCAGGGCUGGUUGGACUUGCAGUCUAUCGAAAGAAGAGUAGAAAUGGACACUCACAAGAUUCAUCCGAAAGAGUGCAAGCUGACAUUGAGUAUGCAACGAUAACCCCUAAAAAACGAACAGAUAAUCAGGAGGAGCGAACAGAUAUACCGGAAUUGGAGUCGCACAGAACAGAUAUACCAGAAUUGGAGUUGUGUACCCUGACAUCAGUUUAUGAUACACUCCUGUUACAUCGCAAUGCUGGCAGCGGGGAUGUUGACACAGCAUGAAGGAGAAAAACGGUGGGAUAACUCACAUUCUGUAGAGGACGGUUUAUCAUAAAGAGGAUGUUGAAACAAAAUGAAAGAAAAAAAAUAUUCAUUCUAACAACCUUUUAGAGGCACAGUUGUUAAUGGAGAAAAAUCCCCUGGAACUGUUGCGCUGAUGUUAUAGUUUCAGGCUU